AUGCGAUACAAUCCAAUCCCCCAAGAGUGGAAGAGCAAUAUUAAUGCCUUACGACUCCUUAUCGAAGGAGACCAAACAGAUCAUUUGAGGGUGAAUAACCUUGGUUGGCAGUACGGUGGCAAAACAUUCAACGAUGCUGUCAAUUUGCUGAAAGAUGAUAUGAAAAAAGACCUCCAAGGCCAAGGCAUUGACGUUGCUGGAUGUACUGUGCGACAUUUUUAUAGAGGAGCGAAUAUUACCCCUCAUGAUCCAACAAAGCGAUUAUUGAUUAUUCCCAUCAAUGGGGUUUCGACUCUGUCCCCUCCAGGCCCUCCCAGCGGUGAAUUACCGCUUGAUACCUACUGCUUAAUCGAUGACCAACCGACUCUCUCUGGCCGAAAUAUUGAUGUUAUUUUCGUUGCAUUCGACGCACGGAAGGAGAAUCCAUAG
Molecule: messenger RNA, 429 nt
Organism: Penicillium malachiteum
Lineage: Eukaryota; Fungi; Ascomycota; Eurotiomycetes; Eurotiales; Aspergillaceae
Exons: 2
Coding region: 1-429 (142 amino acids)
Source: RefSeq, a predicted model, not a curated record